AUGGAUGUUUUAUUUUCCUUAAACUCAAGCUCCAGCCUUAUCAACAUUUCAAAACCAUUCAAACAUCAUCAUAACCUUCAUCUCUUAAAUAAUCAUCAAAGACAGCCUCGUACAGUACACUUUUCUGUCUCAUGCAGAGCCACAAAAAGUGUUCCAAUUAAUCAUAAACUAGAGGAUGAUGAUGGAAACUUGUACAAAAUACUAUGUUUGAGUACUAAAACCGCAACAACAGAUGAGAUCAAGAGUGCUUAUAGAAGAAUGGCUCUGAAGUACCAUCCUGAUUUAUGUCAUGAUUGUUUGAAGAAAGAGGAAUCAACGAGGAUGUUUGUAAAAGUGAAUGAAGCUUAUAAGAUAUUGUCGAAUCCAAAGCUUAAAGAAGAGUAUGAUUGUAAGUUAUUGGGUUUGGGUGAUUUGAGAAGAAGUAAAUGGAUGGAACAAGUUGUUGAGUUGAAUAGAAGGUCUCAUCAACGUAAGGCUGGUCAAUCAUGGGGUUCUAGAAUGAGAGCCAAGAACAAUAUCAACAAAGAUGAUCAUAAUACCUAG
Molecule: messenger RNA, 543 nt
Organism: Vicia faba (fava bean)
Lineage: Eukaryota; Viridiplantae; Streptophyta; Magnoliopsida; Fabales; Fabaceae
Source: the annotation of a GenBank genome assembly